This is a messenger RNA of Callorhinchus milii (elephant shark), 2166 nucleotides long. RefSeq names its product transmembrane protein 42a (gene tmem42a). NCBI's taxonomy places the organism in Eukaryota, Metazoa, Chordata, Chondrichthyes, Chimaeriformes, Callorhinchidae. Bases 36 to 473 code for a protein of 145 amino acids. The record is from RefSeq and is a predicted model, not a curated record. The transcript has 3 exons.
UAGUGGCUCCGAUUUGAAGAGGGCGCGAGCGGCUGAUGGCGGCGCGGGGCCCCGGGCUGGGCGUGGCCAUGGCGCUGUGCGCAGGCGCUCUGGGCGCUCUGGCCGCCACUGCUGCGAAACUGACGCUAACGGGCGAUCACCUGAGGCCGGAGAGCAGACAGGAAGCGGCCCCCGGGGAACUGAUACAUGUACUACUCCGAGUGGGCUGUGGUGGUCUGGUAUUCCUCUUUAACGCUUUGAUGUGGACAUUCUUUGCAAAAGCAUUACGGUACUCCUCGUCUUCAGCGAGAGCGUCUCUGACAACCACUGCGUCCAAUUUUCUCUCCUCUGCAUUCCUUGGAAAAUUGCUGUUUGGAGAAGUUCAUGCACUGUUGUGGUGGAUUGGGAUUACAAUGACUUUAUGUGGGCUGCUGUUGCUCCACACAGCUUCAUCUCAGAAGAAUCAAAGUGAAAACUCCCAAAAACACGAAUAAGGGGAAGUAAGAAAUAAAUCACUGAAACGUUACACCACACAAUGAAAGUCUAUUACAGUCUCCCUGUACAUUCAACAAGUCUGCUUUCCUUUGGCUUUUGAUAACUUAGCAUUUCUGUGGUUUGGUCACCUGGAAUGAGCCCAACAAGGGUAAUUACUUUUUGCCAGUGAAAAGAGAUGAAUAAUAAAAUCCUGAUAUAUAAAGCCUUAUAACAUCAUUGAGACACCUGAAAGAGCUUCACAUGACGUACUGUAAAGUGGUGUGACUGUAUUUUGUGGAUGAAACACAGCAGCCAAUUUGUGUACAGCAAUGUCCCACAAAUAGGCACGGAACGAGUGACCAAUUUUAUUUGGGGGAUUGUUGGCCGAAACACCGAAAGAAACUCCCUUCUCUUUUCCAAUACUGCCAUGGGAGUUUCACAUCCACCUGAACAGGCAGAUGGGAACUCGGUUUUAGUCUCAUUGAAGGAAGACCCUGAGAAUGCAACACAGCUGUAAUGGAGUGUCACCUUAGACUAUGUGAUUCCAAGUCCUGAUGUGAAGCUUAAACCCACAACCUUCUGAUUCAGAAGUGAGAGCGCUACCACUGAGCCAUUAUGUUUCAUUAAGUGUUUAGAAUAUUCCUAUCUAUGCUUAUCCUUUGAACCGUAAGUCAAGUACUAUAUUUAUCCAGCCCUUUGAAAGAGUUUAGUUUGACAACGCAAGGUUCAAGGCAAAAGAAUAUUAAAACAUAUUUGCAGUUUACCUAUACAAAGGUAUAGCUCACCUCUGCCUAUCCUUGAACUCCACAAUAUUUAACCCAAUGGUAUACCAGAUAAAAUUGAAUUAAAUAUUAUGCAAGUGAAACAUUUUGUUAUUUUAAUGACUUCUUUUCUGACAUAAUUUUGAUUGCAUUUGGGACAGGUGGAAUUUGAAAGAAGGGACUUUUUUAAUCUUGUCCUUCAGGAAAGUUGUGCUUUUCAAAAUAUGUUCUAACAUUGCAAAGAAAAAACUCACCAUUUCUGUGAAAUUUCUGGUAAAUUUAAGAUACUUUGAGAACCACAAAACAAGUAAUCACCCCCAUUGAUUUGUAUAGUUUGAGGGAAUAGCUUGUCAGUACACAAUCUACUAGGUCUAUUAUAGGAUCGGCGUCAGGCUCUGCCGCUGUUAAGUGCUCUUGAGAUGCUGCCCCGCGUGAAGGGCGGUAUAUAAGUACAAGUUGUUGUAGGGAGAAGGUGCUCAAUGCUUGAUUUUCAGAAGUGGGAUUUAGGAUUGUAGUUGUUCAUGAAACAGUUAACAGCCCAAAGCCUAUUCUAUGUGAUAAUGUAAAAUUAUACUUAAACAAUGUUACUAAAUUAUUUCUCACCAACAGUAACAAGGAACUUUUUGUUAAUUGUUUUCUUGACUAAAGUAUUUGUUUAUGAAACAAAUGAGAGCAGGAAUUUGGCUGAAUUUCAGGAAUUAUACAAAUGGCUACAUCAUUCAAAGUUGUGUGAUUUUAUGUGACAAUGUUAUGAGAUCAAAGUUCUGUAUUUGCACGAAAUUUUGUCAUUCUCACUUGCAACUACCCACGAGAAAAAGCAUUCAAGAAAAAACAUUCUUUGUGUAUGAAGCAGAAUAACUAUUUUAGUUAGCACUGGCUUGGUUUGUAACCAUGGUGGAAUCUAUUGUGUCUAAUAGUGUGGGAUCAUCAAAUAAAUUUUGAAGAAUCAAAA